Molecule: messenger RNA, 10890 nt
Organism: Rattus norvegicus (Norway rat)
Lineage: Eukaryota; Metazoa; Chordata; Mammalia; Rodentia; Muridae
Source: RefSeq, a predicted model, not a curated record
AUGGUGAAGUUCUGUUUUUUCUCUAAACCCAGUAUUUUCCUGACUUUUAAUGCUAAUAAUUUUUUUGAAUAAUGGCUUAUACAGGAAAACACUGGCCAUAUUGUAACAGCUUCUCUGACUUGAUUUAGAGAUGCCAAAAACCAGCCGUUUAAAACAGGACCAUUGAACACAAAAAUAGAUUUGAAUGGGAUCUAUUUUUCUGCCAUUUAAAACACUGUCAAUAUAGCAGUUAGUGGUUUCUUAUAGGUGGAUAUAUCGAGGAACUGUUCCCUAACAUUAGCCUCUACUUUUUUCACCUUUAUUUUGAAUAUUAAUCUGGAAUUUGAAUGCCCUCUGUGAGAAACACGUGUAAGUGUUCCACCCACUGCACCAACAGGAAAUGGCUUGGCUGGAGAGCAGUGCCCAGGGGAUGGUGGUGAGGAAACCGAGUCUGACUUGCGUGUACUUCACUCUCCACUGUGAGGAACAGGCACCUUUCCCAGGGGAAUGGUGUUCUGAUUCCUUCACCAUCUAAAGUGGGUGCGAGCAUAGGAAAGCUCUAAAGAUCAUGAUUGGCACUGUUCCCCUGGAGGAAACCUGAUUGGCUUCUGCCAUCAACAGCACAGUGACCAGCACAGCGUAAGGGACGAGUUACAGUUUCCGCUUCUUAUCGUCCCGUGGUCUCCAGACAAAUAAAGACUGAAUAAUCCUCCCAGCAGACACGCGUGAAACUCCAGCGUUCGUCUAGGACAUAACUUUUCUUGGGAUUAUCAUAAAUGGAGUGGUUUCUGCCUCUAACAGCCCACGGCUGCUUCACAAUUGCUGGCUCAGAGGCAGGAGACUAUAUUAACUGAGUGCUGAGCUGCCAGGCUUAAACGAGAUAUGUGAGAUUUUGUUGCUCGUUAAAGGUAUUGUCGUACAUGAAUUAUUAAGGUGGUCUUAAUAAGUAACAGGGAAAAAAACUCCAUUAAGUCAGCCAUCUUUUAAGUCUUUAUGAGUUCUAUGAAUUAUUACCUGACUACUUGACAGCAUUUUGCAAAUAAGUGGCAUUCUAAGAUUUACUUCAGCUAGUCAUUGUGCCCUUGAGACGUCUACUGAAGUAAAGUAAUUAUUCCUCAUAUUUUAAUCUAUGUUUUAAUUGUCUCUUGCACAUACUCACAAGAAUUUUGACCCUUUCAAACGGUACAUGAAAAAUCUGUGAUAUGCAUCCGUUUUUCCCCCUGUUACCCGUAUUGAAAAUACAGUUUGUUGACCACAUUAUCCUCAGGGCUCCUGUUGUGCGGUGCUCUUAAAGGUGACUCUGCCUUCCACACAGCCCUCUGAGUAAUUCAGAAAGAAAUGUAUGUGGAUGAGGCCCAAGCUCUCCUCCCUCUGUUCUCAGUCCCGCCAUCUUUUCAUUGUGUUUUCCCUUGUUUCAAGUUAAACUUUCAGUGGUUACCGUGCAGGAGGCCCUUACUUUGAUCCUCACACAGACAGGUUGGUUGGCAGACAGGCAGGCACACAGACAAGACAUUAACGUAACUGACUGCCUUCAAAGCUUGGGACUGUGCUAAAGUGUCUGGGCAGUCUCUCAAGCCCGAGUUCGUAGCUCUCUGCUGGAGUUGCUAUUUCAGUUUCUAGGUGUCUUUCUAUAAGAAAGCACGGUACUGACAGCUUACAAAUGCAUGCUAGGUAGGUGUUAGGAGUGGCUGUGAGCGCCAGACAAUUGGAGCUUUUCCCACCAGCUUUUGAGAUGGCUGUGGAGCACCUAAGUACCAUUGGAAACGGGAGCAAGUGGAAGAUGUUUGCCCGUACAUUGUCAUGAAAUGGUUCAUCAAGUGGAAAUAGCCACCAGUGGCAACUGCUUAACCAUUCAUAGAGUUAAAAAGAUAAUUUUAGGUAUUUGUUUAGUAGGCUUUAGUACAUGCCGGGAUUCUCCCUAUCUCAAAGCUCUUUCGGUUCAGUAGAAGGCAGAGGUCUUCCCCAGAGAUCACCGGCGCUCGCUCAAACUAACGAUACAGCUUAGCCGUGGUGGGACGGAAUACUGGAAUAUGAUAAGCUAUGGUUGGACAUCACGAGAAAGUACGACUCGGUCAGGAAGGCCAGAGAGUGCUUUCAUGAGGAAGGACGAACGGGUACAAUCUGAAGGUGAACUGGGCAAAGAGCAGGGGUAUUCCAGGCAAGGAGAGUACACUGUGGUAGCAGGAAAUUGGUGUGUCUGAGUUCAGGAAGGAAGAAAAGUGAGAUGGGAGAGGGUGUCAAACCGUGAAGAGCAGGGCGUGUUAAGGUCUAGGGAUGCUUACAAGUCUGUCAAAGUGCGCGGGAAUAAGGAGAUGUGGUUCGAGAGCAUUGCACACAGAAAAGCUUAUUCUAACUGGACAGCCAGUGAGAGAGGGUAAGAGUCCCAGAGACAGACAGACAACAGACAGACAGACAGAGACUGGUAAUGUGCUCUCAAUGGACAUAAAGAGAAAUGAAGACUGUUCAGCUGGAGAGUCUGACGAUGAAGAGGACAUCGUUACAGGGAGGGAAAGAGCAGCGUUGAAGGCAACUCCAGCUCUCAGACAGACAACGUCAAAUGGAUCCUGGUGUCUGCUCCUGAGAAGGAAUCCUGAGACUAAACAACAAGAUAUCUCAUAUCCACACUGGGCACUGCAGUGCUAAAACCUAAGGACCUGGCAGAGGAUUUCAUCUUCAUUCCUGGCCAUGCACUGGUUAAGUUGGAUCUUCCUGGAAACCCAUCCAAUAAAAUCAAAAUGAAUGAAAAGUGCUAGUGCGGCCUCACAGGACUGAGCUCAUGGUAAUGGUGUAACGCUGUCUUAACUUCCUUCUCUGCAAAGGAUGUGAACUACGGGGGUGGGGGGACCGGAAGUGACUCCUGCUAAUUGUAACUUAACGCUUUGCUGGGGGAACAGUCUAAAAGUGCCACAGAUGUGGAAAACUGGGAGUUCAUACUGAAAAUCAGGGUCAGGGGGAGGAGUUUUGUGUAGAGAUGUUCUGGCUUUGAAGAAUUCAUGGAUGAAGAGACGAACAUUCUAAAUCAGUGAUCCAAGUAAACAUGACAGGGAGGGCAUGCACCUUAGAGUGACUGUUUAAAGCAGUAAAACUGGAAGGAGGCCAUUCGUGGAGUUGUGCUUACUGACAAAAAACACUGAAGCAAGGCAAGAGAGUGGGAUUCGUGAAAAUGGAGUUGGAGAGAUAACUUAGCUGGCAAAGGUUCCUGCUGUGCAGUCCUGAGGACCCAAGUUUGAACCUCAGAACCAAAGAAAAGAAGCCAGGCAUAAUGACAGAAUUGUGAUCUUGGCACUGGCGCCCAAGACAGCACACUUGGGUUUGUGAAUUCACUGGACAAUCACCCUAGGCUACUUAGUCAGUUCCAGGCCAGUGGGAGCCCCUGUCUCAAAAGCAGACUUGAGGACUCCUAAGGAAUGGCAGCAGAAGUUGUUCUCUGGCCUUCGUGAGUGCACACACACACACACACACACACACACACACACACACACACACACUUCUCCAUUGCAUGUGAAAGGAAGACUCCCAGGUUUGAAGUUGGAAGUCUGUCAUUAAUGCCACAGCUGCAUCCACUCUCCAGAAGAGACCGGCUGAGUGGAAACGGCUCGCUGAGGAGGCUGGAAGAUGGAGAGUCAGAAUAACACGCUGUCACGUGUUAUGUGGUUGCCACUCGAGAUGUGACUGCCAUGCAGGAAAAGAUCAGUGACAUCAGCCACAGACAAGAAAACCGUUUCAAGUUUUCUCAGAUCCUUUUUUCAGUCUUUAAUGUCUUCAAAAGAAUAGUUUCCAGAGCCUCUGGAAAUAGUUUGUCUGGCCUGGGGGCCCGAGAAGAGCCAUAUAACUAAUACAGACUUAGCCACUGUAUUAGUGUCGUGCCUUUAUCGCUUGCCUGUGAGAUUGAAUAGAAUGCUAUGAGGUGUUGAGAAAGGCUAAAGAAAAGACAUGGUGGCUUCAAAAUCAAUUCAUAUCCCCAAUCCCAAUCUGCCUUCCUCUUCGUUACCAACCGGACUUAAAAAUAGCAGGUUAGUUCAAGUGACAUGGGUUCUUGAAGUAUCAGCUGAGAACCAGAGAGCCACUGGAAGGGCAGGUAACUCAAAUCGACCGAAAAAGGGCAGAAGGGAGUGGUCACGGUACAGCUCAGGUGAGACGCAGCUAUUUUAAGUCAAGGUGAAAGUGAUCCACUCCUGCUGGCCCAGUGACCCAGCUGCUGCCUUCUUUCUUAGCCACAGGAGCCAUUAAAAAAUCUGUGGAAAGCUCCUCUAAGGUGCCCAAAGGAAAGAAGGCCAAGGGGGAAAAGGUGGCCCCAGCCCCUGCCAUCAUCAAGAAACAAGAGGCCAGAAAGAUGGUCCAUCCUUUGUUUGAGAAAAGGCCCAAGAACUUCAGCAUUGGGCAGGACAUUCAGCCCAAAAGAGAUCUCAUGUGCUUCGUCAAACAGCCCCGCUACAACAGGAUGCAGCGGCAAACAGCCAUCCUCUAUAAGCGGCUCACAGUACCUCCUGCCAUUAAACAGUUCACCCAGGCCCUGGACAGGCAAACAGCGACUCAGCUGCUUAAGCUCAACCACAAGUACAGGCCAGAGACAAAGCAGAAGAAGCAAAGGCUGCUGGCCCGGCUGAGGAGAAAGCUGCAGGCAAAGGGGACGUCCCAACUAAGAGACCACGUGUCCUCUGAGCAGGGGUCAAUACAGUCACCACCUUGGUGGAGAACAAGAAGGCUCAGCUGGUGGUGAUUGCCCAUGGUGUAGACGCCAUUGAACUGGUGGUUUUCCUGCCUGCCCUGUGUUGAAAGAUGGGGGUGCCCUACUGCAUCAUCAAGGGAAAGGCCAGGCUGGGGCGCCUGGACCACAGGAAGACCUGCACCCCUGUUGCCUUCACACAGGUGAACUCGGAAGACAAGGGUGCUCUGGCUAAGCUGGUGGAAGCUCUUAGGACCAAUUAUAAUGACAGAUAUGACGAAAUCCGCUGCCACUGGGGAGGCAAUGCCCUGGGUCCUAAGUCUGUGGCUCACAUUGCCAAGCUGGAAAAGACAAAGGCUAAAGAACUCGCCACUAAACCAGGUUAAAUGUACACUUACGUUUUCUGUACAUAAAUGUAAUUUACAAAAUUAAAAAAAAAAAUGUCUGUGGGAAGUUAAAGGAGAAACGAGGUCACACGUGUAAGAACUGGUGUGUGAGGGGCAGGGGUGACAGUGAAGAGGAAAAAGCAAAAUAAGGUUGAAGGCAACUUCUCAGUGAGGUCCCCACAGCGACUGAGAGUAAAGAAAGGAGAGCCGAGCCAGCAAGCACAACAUUUCCUGUGCUCUUCGGUUCGUUAAAGAGAGAUUCCUUAUCUCCGUCCAUUGUUACUCCAGUACGACAGGAUGUUUAUGGAGGCUUCACUGUCCAAGUCUUCAUGACGGAACAACCUGUGUAAAAUGUUCAAACUAGCUGGAGACAUACUACGCUGACGAUACAGGCCCUCCCCCGUGUCACAUGACACUUCCAGCAUCACUACUGUGGUGUGCUGGGGUGUUGGGUCCACAAAACAGAGUAAUCUUGUACAAGCUGUAGUACCACUGAGUCCCCAUACCGACUAUGUUGCUGUAUCGGCACUCGUGUUAAAACUCUGUCCAUGUGUCCUACAGUAGAGACUCAAAGCCUCUGAGCCCUGCGGACAGCCAGCUUACUACCAAGUUUUUAAUCAGAGAAUCUGAUGUUUGACUGGUCCUGUACAUGGAUGUGACUUACUAAAAUUGCUUGCCCGGCUAAACGUAAGUCAUCCUCCAUUGAAAAGCUAAGCUGAAGCGAGGGGAGACCUCCUACAUGCAGUGCAAUGUACUGAGCCCUCAGAGGGCGAACUUGGAGAGUUAUAGUUUCUAUCAUUGCUUUCUGUGAUUUCUUUUUUCAGCACAAUUAGUUUUUUAAAGCUGCUUUGCUUAGAGAUGAGAGAGACUCCUUUUUAUUUUGAAUUCCGAAGUUUAAAGCCCCCUGUGCUUUUGAAGCGAUUUCUGUUGCCUUGUAUUUCUAUUUAUUUAAAGGGCAAAUGCGCAAAGUUAGAGGCUCCCACAUACUUGGUAGCCGGUUUUGAUGCACUGCCAGCACUGAUUCCUAAGUAACCCCGCUUACCCUAACGCCGUGCUGUUCUGAUGCAAAUUCGAGACGCCGUAGCAUUUCAACCGCAAAUAUUUCAGUGCACGUCACUAGACAGGAAGAGCAUUUUGGACAGCUGUGAUGUAAUUAUCGCAGCUAAAGAUGGCAAUUUCUUGUUCGUAACGUCUUCAAUAUUCAUCGCUCAAAAGUUCCCGGCAACUCACAAAAGUGUCAUAAAGCUUCUGCAACUCAGGAUACAAACCAGGAUCAUUUAAGCCUCUCAGGCCUCCUCUAAAGUAUCUCCUCCAGUUUCACUGAGUGUGACGGCAUAGAACUGUCCUCUGUGAGGCGGGUCAUAGGGCCCUCUCCUUGCUGAUGACAGAAAGAUUCGAUGGCUUCUGGGGUACGCUGAAGCGUAUCACUUCCCAUCAGGUCACACAUGCACUCUCCCUCACCAACAGAAGUACUCCAAAACCUUAACGUCAUGGACCCUGAGCCUGGCCGUGAGCUGCCAGAAUGCUAGCAUGUCAAGCAUUUCAGCUGUUGGUCUCGGUUUCCGUCUUCCCUCAAGACCACCAACACCACAUUCCUAUCUUUGCUGAUGGGCUGUCAGAAGCAUUGUAUACCUCGCACCAGACCAACCCCCUACAAACCUCUGGCUCUCUUCCUCCUUUUAGUAGACAGAGCUGGACAAAGGGGUUAUCUGUUUCCCCCCAUGUCGUACACUCAGGGGGGCGUACCUAGGUACAGUGAAGGUCACUGUUCAUCUCCUCUCCAGAGAAAAGGAAAGCCUAGUGGAGUGGCUCAUUUAAAUGCUCCUUUUGCUAACUGAUUGGUUUUUCAUGAGUUGUGAUAAAGUAAUCCUGGAGGCUGGAUAAACACUGUAUAUGCUGUGUGUGUGUGUGUGUGUGUGCGCGCGCGCGCGCGCACGCUAUAUAUAUAUAAUAUAUAGUAUAUAUAAAUAAAUAUAUAUAUAUAUUUAAAUAUAUAGCAGUACCUAGUAUAAGCUGAAUGAUCCUUGCCUUUUCUUGCUGGUUGUUACUGAAUCCGUGUAUGAUGAAGGCCCUCGGCCCCGCCAUCUUCGUCAGCAGAUUAAGAAUUAGCUUGGGAAUUUGAUGUAUCUCUUUGAGGGAAAACGUAAUGUCAGGUAAAAUCAGAAAGGCUGAGAUGGUUAGCUGUGGUUUCUUUCAAAGGAGCUCUUCCCAAUAAAGUCUUCCUGGGUAAACCGAGUCAUCCUGCAGCAUCUAAGAGGAUGAAAAGCACACUGAAGCCUGUUAAAAUGGUGGGGCCACAUCACGGGGGAGGCGAGGGGAAGACAGGAAGGCUUAGCGCUGGAAUUCACCGACCUGUGCCUUUGAAGCACCCCCAAUGUGUUGACGGGGAGAAAGUGGUAUGAACUCAGAAAAUAAUCAGAAGGAGAGAUUUCAAGGGUAUGUGAGAAUAAGAAAUUUGCUCUGGGGCCCUUUCGCCUCCAACUCGGAGAAGCAGCAGCUGGUGGCAACCAUCAUUCUACGGGACCUUCAGGAUAAGCAAUGACAGCCGCGGAGGGAGACGCCAGAGCGCUCGUAGGUCUUGGUAAACAUGAACAACUAAUUAAUUUUCACAACACCCUUGUGAGUCAGGGAGCAGCGUUUUCUGAGCUUUGCAGAUGGGAAAGUGUCAGCAUGUAGAUCUAAGUGAUUUGGCCCCUCUCGCAGUGAGGCCAGGCAGGGCUGGGAAUAAGUCGUUUCACUGGAAAGGCUUAGAGGUUGAAUUCAACUUCCAUAUUCUCUCUCUCACUUCUUCCCUUUAAUGAAAAUGCUUCUUCUCCCUGUGAAAUAAUACUGGAUGGUGCAUUUGCCUAUGAGGGCGUGACUACCAGAUAUCGUCGCUAUUCCUAAGAAUAUAAAACCAUUGCAUUUCAAAGGGGGAGUUCAGAAAUUGUCAUAUCUGACCUCCUUAUUGUGUCGAAACACUCACUUGCUCACCAUGAACAUAGAGCUCGCUGGUGCCAGAGUACAAAUUAGAGCACUCGCUUAUCUUUAGACCCAUUGGCCAACUCCAGUUUUAGUACAGUCUUCACAUGGUCUCCUACUGAUUCCUUUUCUGUGGAACUCCAGAGAGAGGCAUAGACUGAAAGGGGGCCGGGUUGGAAGUCUCCACAAAAGCUGUCACCUCCAGCAAUUCAUCUGGCUCUCAAAUCUCCUGUUCAGUCUUUCUGUUCAGAGGCUGCCCAGACUGUGACUGAACAAAACCAGUCAUCAAAAAGCCACCACCUGCUAGGCAACCCGUGCCACCUCUCCAGCCUCCUCCAGCAACCAUCAAACUACUGUCCCUGCCCUGCUGACCCUAGUUUCCCCCUCGGCCACCUGCAAGGUGUCUUUUAUUUGCUUUUUCUGGGAAUCUCUUUUGCUGUCGACUUAAUAUUCUCUCAGUAGAUGUUUAUGAAAUCCCAUUUAUAAGGGCCACAGACAGUGAAAUGAUGAACAGAGAAAAUAAUUAACAAAAGAAACUGCUUUAAAAAUGGACACUUUAUAAGGUGACAAGGGCUUUGGUAAACACGUGUGAUAUUGGGGACAGGAAAAGUUGAUUACUUGUUAUUAUAGAUAAGCACCGAGGACACAAAACAAUAUUCCUGGCCUUUCAGAAAAUUUGUGAUUAAAAAAUCAGGAGACAGAAUAAACUAUAUGCAGGCUGACUAUGUAUCAGAAUAGAUGGUUAUGAGCUAUGAGAGUGUGGUGCUCCACUGGGUGACAAAAUGUUGCUGUGUAGAAACAGAAUAGUAAUAAAUUCGGUCAUUAAUAAGAGCAGAGGUACUGAGAUAUACAGCCCUAGUGGGGGGCGGGCAUCGAUACAACAUGGGCUCCCUGCGGAAACAGUGGCCCCUGAAUAUCAGUUCCCUGUCCCUGUAGAGCCCCAUGCAGAGUUGAGCCAAAAGGGAUCUGCACCACAUGCUGCCUUAUGACUUAACAUGCCAGGAAGGAACCGUGUCCCCCUGAAACAUCACACAUACAUGCUAAACUGCGUUAGACACCACAUAAGAGCAGAUUGCUGUGGGUCCGAAUAGUAUGACACAAAUGCCAUUUUUAAAAGGGUUAGAGAGUCGCCGGGAUGGACCCACAUGUUUCUCAUGAUCCAGCGCCACAAGACCACCAUCUUUACGUAUACCAAGGAGUUGACUACCGUGUUCGAACUGAAGCGCAUCAUGGAGGGCAUCCGCAAGCCGCCGCCAGAGGAGCAGCGGCUGUACAAGCUCCUCAAUGAUGGAAAAACUCUGGGCAAAUGUGGCUUCACCAGUCAGACAGCAGGGCCACAGGCCCCAGCCACAGUGGGCCUGGCCUUCCGAGCAGAUGACACCUUCGAAGCGCUGUGCAUCGAGCCCUUCUCCAGCCCUCCGGAGCUUCCAGAUGUGAUGAAGCCACGGGAUUCUGGAGGCAGCGCCAGUGCACAAGCUGUGCAGCGAGGGUCCCAGGCCUACCCGCUAGGGACCCAGUCCCCCAAUAAAAAAAGAUUUGGGGGGUUGGGGAUUUAACUCAGCGGUAGAGCGCUUGCCUAGCAAGCGCAAGGCCCCGGGUUCGGUCCCCUGCUCCGGAAAAAAGAAAAAGAUUUGGCUGUCUAAAAAAAGGGGGCGUGGUUAGAAAGAAAAUGUCUCUUUGAGGACCGCCGUUCCCUGUGAGACCGUAAAGGACACGCAGAGAUAGAACGAGUAGAGAGAGUGCGCGCUCCUGGAGGGGAAAACACAAAUUCAGAAAGGUAGGGACGAGUCCAGUGUGCUCUGGAACUGUGCUUAAGAAGGGAGGCCAAAAGACAGGCUUGGUGUUUAAACUCAAUGCAGCAGGAAAUGAAAGAUCCAAGGCAAGGAGACGCCUCUGCUGAGCAUGCGGGAGCUGGAGAGCAAGGACUGUGAGAAGUCAGCUUAUGCCAAGAUGCUCAGGACACACACUGGACUGGGCUGUUUCCCAGAAUGAAACUCUUAAGUUCUAGGCUGUUCUCUUUGGAUUAUUGACCACAUUUUAUGUUCGUACCUUCAGUUAGGAAACGUAAGGCUGUUUCUGUUGUUUCACCUUUUCCCCUUCCUGAAACUCAUAUUUCCCUGAUCAAAAUAUUAAACCCUUUAGCAUAAAGUAUGCCUGGCUCAGUAAAUACAAUUCAUUCCUCUGUCAGUUCUGAAGGCUUGCACGAGACCCCGGUAUUGUUUGGUUUUUACUGCCAUCUAGUGGCUCUGAACAUGUUUGUUGUUUGCCAAACAAGAUGCUCUCCAAACUGCGAAGGAGAGCGGCGUUGCUGCUUCUGGAAUGGAGAACUUCUGGGUUACAUGGAUUUAUUCCGUAAAAAUAAGCCCAUCUUUAUUUCUCACCCCCCCCUCUCUUCUCCAUAUGUAAUUAUCUAGGGUUUCACUGACCUCUGUUUUAUGGAGGUCUGUAAACUUCCAUUAGGAAAACUGCUCCUGGAUGCUGAGUCGAGGUGGAUGCCCUUAAGAGCAAGGGAAGAGCAUGAAACUCAGCCCACAUUCUGUCCUAAGUUAGAGGCAGAAGGGUUACAGCCGCUCGAGGGCAGACAUCCUUCUCCGAGUUUACAGCCAUAACAUCUCCUUACGAUGGCUUCCACGCAAAACUCAGACCCUUAUUGUUCCCCAAGGCUCCUUAGCCUGUGAUGUCAUCUUCUUUUACAAGACCCGGCAAGAUCCCAGGGGCGAAAUGCAUGCCGAAUCUAUUUGUCUGGCUUAUAGUGUUAACUAGAGGUUUGCGUGGGCUAUGGCAGUAAUGAAUGUGCUUUUGAAAACAGGACUGGGAGUGUGCACCUUUGUGCUGCCCUCCUCGAGCUUUCUAGAAUACAUUUUCUUCCUGUCGAGUUCUUCAUUGUAAAUCUCUUCU